CAUUCCAGUCAGCAUCUAUGGGCUUGUGCAGUUCGGUUUGCAUGUCGCAUACCUCAAGAGUGCUUUAAUCGGCAUUUAUAGGCUCGUGAAGCUGCUUCUUCCCAAACCAAUAAUAUUGGUUCCAGUGGCGGAGCCAGGGGGUGCGAGGGGGGGCGCUCGGCCCUCCUGAAAUUUGAAAAUCUUGCAAAUUAGUAUAUAAAAAAUUAUCUAGCCUCCCCUGAACUUUGAAAAUUUUAGUAUUUUGCCCUCCCUGAAAAAAAUUUCUGCCUCCGCCCCUGGCUCCGACUAUCUUGCUUGGCAUGCCACGUGGGUUCCUCAUUGAAUCCUAUAAAUACCCCCUCCGGGCCACGUCAAAAGGUCCACCUCGAGGCUUUGCAGGUUAUUCCGAAGUGCAGUUGCGGACUGUAGAAGGACUUCUGCUCCCAACUCAGAUCCCACCUCAGCUUCCUCCUCAACUUCCACCUCAGGUUCCUGUUAUGUUCCCUCCUGUUGAUCAUGCAGAAGGAGGAGAUGAAAAUCAACCUCAUGCCUCAGCUCAUAAUUCAACUUCAACUGCCAAUCAAGACGUAGUGGCAGCUCAGCUUGCUGCCAUACAGCAGCAGUUUGGUGUUUUUCAGUUGGUACUGGCUCAACUUUUAGCUAGAAAUAAUCCUGGUGAUCCCCUCAUUCAUUUACUAAACCCUGCUCAACAACCCCCGGCUCCACAACAGAAUCCUCAACCAGUUCAACCUGCUCCCGCUAUCAGCGAAUCUCAAGCUCAAUCCCACAUUGCACCCGCUCAACAACCUAUCCCUGAUGAUGUUACUCGCCGCCUCGAUAGCUUGGAAAAGCUAGUAGCUGAACACCGAGGUGCUCCACCCCCACACCAUGCUACUGAUUCUAUACCUCAUCCUCUGAAUACCAACAUUACACUGGAACCCUAUCCUGCUGGCUUCAAAAUCCUGCAACUGGAGACUUAUGAUGGGACGAAGGAUCCCGAUGAUCACCUGCAUGCUUUUUACUCCUGCAUGCAAGCUCAGAACGCCUCUGACGCGUUGAUGUGCAAGAUCUUCCCCUCUACCCUCCGAGCUCAGAAGGGAAUGCUGAAUGAGUAUGUUCAGAGAGCUGAACAGCCAAGGUUUGUUAGAGAGCAGAGGCCGCAGCCUCAAGGCGUCCGCAAUCCCCCAAAUAGACAAGGUGUGGGAUAUCAGCAAGCCCCACCUCCGCUCCCACCACCGGCUAGAAUCAUACAUAUGAUUACGGGAGGCCUUAAAGCAGGAGGACUGAGCUCUAAACAGCGAAAGCUGUAUGUCAGAGAGGUUAAGCAUCAGAACCGAGCUCAGAAGCGGAAGAUUGACGAUGCUGAGUGGAAGAAUCAACCCAUUACUUUCACAUCUGCUGACCUCGACACAGUUGUUACACCCCACAAUGAUCCCUUGGUCACUUCUGUCAUGAUCAAUAACUGUGAAGUACAACGUGUCCUUGUUGACACCGGGAGUGCACCAGACAUCAUGUAUUUCCACUGUUUCGAGAGUCUGGGACUAGACCCAGCAUUGUUGCAGAAGUAUGAUGGUCCUAUCUAUGGUUUCAACAACCAACCUGUUCCGGUAGAAGGAGUUCUUACCCUCCAUGUGGCUUUUGGGAGUGGCCGGACCUAUGUAGCCCCUUCAGUCCGCAACACUGCACUACGAGGAAACCAAGAGGUGGCCAGACAUUGUUACAUCACCUCGAUAACACAACCAACGAAGGGCAAAGAUAAGACACCCGAGGUCAUUCCUCAGCAAAUCCCUGAUAAUCAGCAAGUUAUGGGUGUAGAGAUUGUUGAUAAUCGACCGGAUGAUGAAACCAGAGCUGCUCCGGUCGAAGAUGUUGAAGAAGUGCUUGUUGAUGAUAGAGAUCCGAGCCGAAAGACGCAGAUCGGAACUAGAUUGAACCCAGAGGAGAGAGCAGAACUGAUAGCUUUUCUCCGAGCUAACAAUGAUGUAUUUGCAUGGACUUCGGUAGAUAUGCCAGGAAUUCCAACUUCAAGGCUUAAGGCUAUCAAGGAAGAGGUGGAGAAGCUCCUACAAGCUGGUUUUGUCAGGAAAGUUGAUUACUGCGAAUGGGUGGCUAACCCAGUUCUAGUGAAGAAGGUAAAUGGUAAAUGGCGAAUGUGCAUUGAUUACACAAAUCUUAACCAAGCCUGCCCCAAGGAUUGCUAUCCGAUGCCGAGCAUUGACAAAUUAGUUGAAGCGGCUUCAAGCAAUGAGAGGUUAAGCCUCUUGGAUGCAUAUUCUGGGUAUCACCAGGUGCCGAUGGCUCCCGAAGACGAAGAGAAGACCUCGUUCUAUGCUGGCGAUGAAAUUUAUUGUUAUGUCAUGAUGCCAUUCGGUUUAAAGAACGCAGGUGCUACUUAUCAGAAAAUGGUGACCAUAGUCUUUCGAGCUCAGAUCGGCAAGAAUUUGGAGGUGUAUGUGGAUGACAUUGUGGUAAAGAGUCUGAAGGCAGAAAACCAUCUAGCCGACCUCGACGAAACCUUUAACAAUCUCAGAAAAAAUCGGAUGCGGUUAAACCCAGCCAAGUGCAUCUUCGGAGUGGAGUCUGGAAAGUUUCUAGGUUUUAUGGUGUCCCGAAGAGGGAUUGAGGUCAAUCCAGAGAAGAUCAGAGCAAUUGCUGAGAUGGAACCGCCGAAGUCAGUUAAAGAUAUACAGAGGUUGACUGGAAGGGUGGCAGCUCUGCAUCGGUUUAUCUCGAGCUCACCACCUCUGUUGACUAAGGCUGUAGAUGGAGAGAUUCUUUACUUGUACCUGGGGAUUUCAGAUGAGGCCAUUAGUUCGGUUUUGGUAAGAGAGGAAGCUAAGCAACAGAAACCAAUCUAUUAUAUCAGCAGUGUGCUGCACGGAGCAGAGCUGAGGUAUCCUAUAGCUGAGAGAGCAGCUUUAGCAGUUGUCACUUCGGCCAGGAAGUUGAGGCCGUAUUUCCAAUCACACCCAAUUAUCGUUCUUACAGAUCAACCUCUCAGGCAAAUUCUGCAGAAACCAGAAUGCUCUGGAAGAUUAAUUAAGUGGGCAGUAGAACUGGGGGAGUUUGAGAUCACGUUUCAGCAGAGAUCGACCAUCCGAGCUCAAGCACUAGCAGAUUUCAUUGUCGAAUGCACUCCAUGUCCCUCCACCUCUACUCCAGAACCCAACGAAUGGACCUUAUAUGUUGACGGAGCAUCUAGUAGCAAGGGUUCAGGGGCUGGCGCUCUCUUGAUUGGUCCAGAAGGAUACCGAAGUGAACAUGCCUUGAAAUUCAACUUUGAUGCGACAAAUAACAUGGCUGAGUAUGAAGCUCUGCUACUUGGUCUACAACUAGCAUUAGAGUUGAAAAUCAGUGCAAUUCAAGUGUACAGUGACUCCCAGCUAGUGGUGAACCAAAUCAACUCUAUUUGCGAAGUCAUUGAUCCUGUGAUGGGGAAGUAUGUAGCCUUGGUGGCCGAGCUGAAGUGCAAAUUCCAAAAAUUCUGCCUGAGUAAAAUCCCCAGACCUGAGAAUGAACAGGCAGAUUCACUCUCUAAGUUUGCCUCUGAUAGCUCUUUAAGCUCCAGAUCCGUUUUCGUAGAGGUCUUAGAUGAACCCAGCUUCAUGAAGCCUCGGGUGAUGGAGAUCAGCACAAACCCUGACACGCCAAGCUGGACUGAUUCCAUUGUAUCCUUCUUACGAGAUGGGAUUACACCUGCGGACAGGCAGGAGGCGAUGAAAUUAAGGAAGAAAGCAUCUCGGUAUACACUCAUUGCUAGAGUUUUGUAUAAGAGAUCUUUCUCACUCCCUCUUCUACGGUGUUUGAACCCCUACGAAGUUGAAUAUGCACUUCGGGAGGUGCAUAAAAGUGUCUGUGGAAGCCAUGUUGGUGCCAGGACUCUGGCUCACAAAGUCUUACGGCAAGGAUACUACUGGCCAAACAUGUACAAAGAUGCCACUUGCUUUGUUCAGAGAUGCCCGAAAUGCCCAUUCAUGAAAGGGGUUGGUGGUGUAACCCAUCUGGUUGUUGGUGUAACCCAUCUGGUUGUUGGUGUGGAUUAUUUCACGAAGUGGGUUGAAGCUCGACCUUUAUCGAGUCUUACCUCUAAGAAAGUUGAAGAUUUUGUUUUCAGCUCGAUCAUUUGCAGAUAUGGGAUCCCAAAUCAGAUUGUGGCUGAUAAUGGAACUCAAUUCAAUUGCUCCUCAUUUCGAGAUUUCUGCUCCAGUUAUGGGAUCAAGUUACAGUUCACCUCCGUUUACCAUCCGGAGUCCAAUGGCAUGGUUGAAUCUGUUAACAAAUGCAUCCUGGAAGGGAUAAGGCCGAGAUUGGAGCAGCAUAAGGCCAAGUGGGCAGACGAGCUCAAUAACGUCCUCUGGGCAUACAGAACCACGAGCCGAACUGCCACAGGUGAAACACCCUACCACCUAGCCUUUGGUACCGAAGCAGUCAUUCCUGUUGAGAUAGGAGUCCCAAGCUUCCCGGUCACCCAUUUCGAUGAAGAACGAAAUGGACAACUGCUUCGGGAAAACCUUGAUCUGCUUGUUGAAGUCAGAGAAGAAGCUCGGCUUCAAACUCUUAUAUACAAGCAGAAACUAGCCAACUUCUACAAUAAACGGGUCCGCCCUCAAACAUUCAAAGUAGGAGACCUUGUGCUCAGAAAAGCUGGCCUAACGGGGUUUGAAACUCGUUUUGGCAAACUUGCCCCAAAUUGGGAAGGCCCUUAUGCCGUGGCCGAGGUGCCACAUCCUGGGUCUGCACAUUCCCCUUCAGCUCCAAGAAAGCCUCCUUUGUCAGCUUUAACUCUUGCGCCAGAGCCUCACGCUCGUUUUCAGAGAUCUUUCGCUUGGUCUCUUCAAAGCCGAGCUUGGUGCCCAGGGAAGCCCUCUCCUGUUCCAACUGCUUCACAGUUGGCACCACCUCGUCCAGCGCCUCUUGCAGCUCUUUAUUCUUCUUUUCCAGCUCCUCCUUCUCCUUUUCCAGCUGGUCACACUGCCUUUGCAAGAGUGCGCGCUCCUUUGUACUCUCCCUGAACUCCUGGGCUAGACCAUUCACCC
Rubroshorea leprosula is the source of this 5015-nucleotide messenger RNA. The record is from the annotation of a GenBank genome assembly. NCBI's taxonomy places the organism in Eukaryota, Viridiplantae, Streptophyta, Magnoliopsida, Malvales, Dipterocarpaceae.